Sycon ciliatum is the source of this 986-nucleotide messenger RNA. RefSeq lists its product as uncharacterized. The coding region runs from base 80 to 808 and encodes 242 amino acids. The transcript is spliced from 4 exons. The record is from RefSeq and is a predicted model, not a curated record. NCBI's taxonomy places the organism in Eukaryota, Metazoa, Porifera, Calcarea, Leucosolenida, Sycettidae.
ACGGAGGAAACCAUUGGGAGAAUUCGGCGCCUGCGGAGGCGAAACCUGGAUACAGCAGAGUCUUGGCCUGGAAUGUAGAAUGGUGGCGUCGGUCGCUAGUGACUUCAUUCUCUAUAGCAUGGUUAUCGGCUUCUGGCAGUGUCAGCAAUGCCGUCUGGCCUUUCCCACGAGCAUCGCAGCCAAGACUAACCUCACACAGCACGUAGGCCCUGUAUGUUGCAUCACCACACAGUCGCAGCCGUCAGCAACUACAACAUCGACCACCAGCGCCACCAGCAGCAACCCCACCGCGACAGGAACUCGCACAGGAAUGGAAGAGGCAUCACGGAAUGCCAGCGACAGGACGUAUGUCUACGCACCAACCGUGGAUUCAACUCGAGCCGGUUCUACUGACAAUACCCAGUUCGCGUUCGUACGUGCACGUGACGGUCAGGACGUGUUCACAUGGCGACUAACUUCACCACCGGCAAGCAUUGCUAUUCGCAGUCGCCUGCUCAGAAUGCGGCCGUACGACCCGGAUCGACACGGAAGCAAGUUUCGAAUUUACAGCACUGGCGACAUCAUGCAAACAUCGCCACUGCUCAACUUCCCGCAGACCGACCAAGAGUACUAUAUCGAGACGGAUCGCCAGCGGAAGUUCCUCUGCAUUGACGGACUCUCCAGGAGCAACGUUGACACGGACCGAUGCCACGGUCACCAUCUCGUCACUCUGAGGCGAUUUGAACCCUGUGACGUCAUACCGCGUAAUUGCGUCUUCCGAUUUGGCGAGCUAGCCACAUUAGCACUAACAGUACAGUCUGCUUACUAGGCACUUGCGUACAUACAUGUAUAAUGUGCACAUAGUUCACAUUUUACUACUAGUACUUGGAACAUCUGACAUCAAUUUCGAGAUGUGACUGGUGAUUGCAGCAUCAAAGCUUCACUGAUGUUGUGUCUACUCAAUUCUCAAUUCUGUGCCAAGUAUCACUCGUGGUCUCGUCCAUUUA